Messenger RNA from Quercus lobata, 1400 nucleotides. RefSeq lists its product as uncharacterized. Bases 227 to 733 code for a protein of 168 amino acids. The transcript is spliced from 4 exons. The record is from RefSeq and is a predicted model, not a curated record. Lineage: Eukaryota; Viridiplantae; Streptophyta; Magnoliopsida; Fagales; Fagaceae.
CAGUUUAGAAUAGACGUGAAGAGGAGAGAUCAAUUUGGUUACUGCUUACAAACUCGGAAAACCCAUUUCCACUGAGCUGAAACUCAGAAGUCAGAACACCAUUGACCGUUGUAUGCUGUAGGGAAAAGCUCAAAUGCAAUUACCAAACUGAAGGGCAUUACCAGACAGAAACAGCCUUGUUAUUUCCACUGAACUGAAAUUUUGUCUGUCUCAAUAUUCUAAACCAAUGAAUCGUGAACAAAAACGACGGAGAUUCAAUGAAGCCCUUGUCAACAUGCUUUAUCCGCAACCUCCACCUUCUCCGCCACCAGAAGAGGAGGAGGAAAAGCCAGUGAAGCUAUUAGAAGAAGAGUUUGAUGUGGAUCUUACUUCAGAUGAUUUGGAAAAGAGUAGUUGCUCUGCAAGUGAUGAUAAUGAUGACAACGAGUCUGGGACGCAGAAGCUGACAAGGGCACAGAGGAAGAGGCUUCGCAAGAAGAAGCUCAAGGAGGACGCUUCUCGCCGCGGGAAAAUGAUUGGGCCGUUGUUACCUUCAACAAAGGAAGUUGGUGAUGAUGAUUGUACAGGUGGUGUUCGACAAAAUGCCGCUGUGAAUGUUGAUGCUGCAAGUGAUGAGUCAGCAGAGCAACCAGCUUGUGCUAACCAGAAGAAACGAAAGCACAGAAGGAUGGCUAAAAGGCUUGCAAAGGAAAGGUGCAAAAUAGCUGAUGUGGAGCAUUGCGAUCCAAAAUAAUCACCCUUCUGCAAAAGAUUGGGGAUUUUACUUGAAAACAUGUGCUCGAUGUUGAAUUUUCUCCUUUGAAGUGUUGGAGCUGAAGAUUCCUAGCUAGUGUCUCAAAGCAGAUUCUUAUUGUAUAUGAUCCGAUAAGUGGAUUCAUUACACAUGUUGGAAUCGCCGAUGAUGUAGAAAUACGUUAGAUUAGAUCCAUUGGAAAUAGCAUCAGGAUGAAUCUAGUACUGAUCCUGAUUGAAAGGUUGAAAAGGAAAUCCUAGUGUGGGACUCUGUCAAUUGCCCUUGUGGAUCGCAGCAUCAUUUGAUGUAAAAUGGAGAGAGAUUAUACAGUAAAAUUAGGAAUUAGAGUUAUCAUAUUUGGAGAGACUGGAAUGAAAGAAAUCAUGAUGGGAAAGUCAAAGAUGUAUAGCAGAUUAUUAAGUCUAUUAAAGGUGAUGUAAGGGGCAGAAUAGUUAACGGAGUCAAGAUGAAGAACUCAAUCUUGAAGAGUAACUUAUACUGCAUUUGGAGACUGCAAUGCCCUGUUUUCAAAAUUUGAGUCCUCACUCACACUGUUGCUAUUCUGUUUGUAGUUUGUUGUGUAAUCUGUACUUUCAAUCUUUGAAAUGCCUUUUUUUUUACACCUGAACUGAUGAAAAGUAUUUAUCAGGAGAGGGUUAUGAAUCAA